GUUGGCAUAGCUAAGAUGGAUGCCAAAGUGAUUGCUCACAAAGACUAUCCAGUCAAAACCAUCAUCUUCCAUGAGGAAUUUGAUAAUGAAACAAUGAGCAAUAAUAUAGCCCUCCUGAAGACAGACAUGGUGAUGCAGUUCAACAGCCUGGUCCGGCCCAUCUGCUUCCUCGGCAGAAAGCUGCAUAAAACACCAACCUUGCAGAACUGCUGGGUGGCAGGAUAGAACCCCAUGUCUGCAACAGGACAUCACAUGACAAUGAGUAUCCUGAGGAAAAUCUCAUUGAAAGACAUCAACAUGUGCCCCUUACAUGAAUUACAGAAAACAGGAUGUGGCAGUCAGAGAGAGCAGGAAACCAAUGUUGACUGCUUGGGAGACCCAGGAAACCCAAUGAUGUGCCAGCUACAAUUCAAUUUGUGGGUGCUGAGAAUCCUGAACCAAGGUGGUGAGAAGUGCCCCGGCCUAUUUCUGUACAUCAAGGUGGAAGACUACAGUGACUGGAUCACAUCCAAGACUAAGAGGGCCAGCGCUCCUCUGUCGUCCUUCCAUCACUGGGAGAAUUUGGUUCCUUUCUCUGGCUACAAAGCACAAUAUGCUGCUGUGACAAAGAGAAAACAUUCUGGGCUGGGCCAGCUCGGAUGGUCCCAAACAUACUUCCAAGGACCAAAAAGGGCCACCAUGCAUUCAUGGCCAGUAAGCAGCUCUAGAGAGAGACCAGACCUUAGGGGGAAAGGUUUGAAGGAAUCAGGCACAUCUCGGGUGGAUGUACAACCCAUGUACUAUGACUAUUAUGGUGGGGAGACGGGAGAGGGGUCUAUGUUGGGCCAGAAGAGGGUACAUCAGCCCCAAGAAAUGAUCUUGUUUUCCUCUGUGCUUGUUUUCUUUUGCAGUGAUAUCUAG
Messenger RNA from Manis javanica (Malayan pangolin), 900 nucleotides. RefSeq names its product serine protease 54 (gene PRSS54). Lineage: Eukaryota; Metazoa; Chordata; Mammalia; Pholidota; Manidae. Gene Ontology annotation, biological process: proteolysis. Gene Ontology annotation, molecular function: serine-type endopeptidase activity. The record is from RefSeq and is a predicted model, not a curated record.